This is a messenger RNA of Cannabis sativa, 659 nucleotides long. RefSeq lists its product as uncharacterized. The record is from RefSeq and is a predicted model, not a curated record. Bases 119 to 376 code for a protein of 85 amino acids. NCBI's taxonomy places the organism in Eukaryota, Viridiplantae, Streptophyta, Magnoliopsida, Rosales, Cannabaceae. Gene Ontology annotation, cellular component: mitochondrion. The transcript has 3 exons.
CGUUUUGGACGGCAAUUUGGUCGUCGUUUUCAGCUAAAACCCUUUCAGAACUGAAUCUCCCAAACCCAAAGAGACCUAAAGAAGAAGAAGAAGAAAAGCUCAAACCCAACCAACCUCAAUGGCGUCCACGAGAGCUUUGUCUAGGCUCUCAUCUCGAUUACAGUCUCUAACUAUCAACACCAACAAGAGAUCACUACUCUCCGAGCUCUCUUCUCCCAAAUUGACACGCACUUCUCGAAUUUCAAGAUUACCAGUGGAAUUGAGUUCAAUGAUGCCGUUGCACAGUGCAGUGGCUUCAGCACGAUUAAUAUCAAGCUUAUCCAUAGAUUCUCAGCAAUGGGGUUUGGUUCCUCAAGGAAUUUCAAUGCCUUUAUGACAAUCUUCCUGGUGUGAGUUGUCAUCUGGUUCCAGGCUUCAAUAUUGACAAUUUGUUUUAAAUAUUUAUGGGAUCAAUUUCUUUUACUCUUUCAUUUUUUAUUUCUGAAUUUUUGUAGUGGCCUCAUACUAUUUCUUUUCCUCAAUUAAUACUGAGGACACUUUAAACUUUUAUCAUUUGGAAAAAAAGGCCUUAGAAAAGGUGCUCAAAGAUGUAGUUUACUACUACUUAUAGCUUUGGACUUUCUUUUAUAUCUCUAGUGACCAAUAUAUUUUGUCUGCUA